This is a messenger RNA of Chaetomium fimeti, 2115 nucleotides long. RefSeq lists its product as uncharacterized. Gene Ontology annotation, molecular function: DNA-binding transcription factor activity; sequence-specific DNA binding. Gene Ontology annotation, cellular component: nucleus. Gene Ontology annotation, biological process: positive regulation of transcription by RNA polymerase II. The transcript is spliced from 4 exons. NCBI's taxonomy places the organism in Eukaryota, Fungi, Ascomycota, Sordariomycetes, Sordariales, Chaetomiaceae. The record is from RefSeq and is a predicted model, not a curated record. The coding region runs from base 1 to 2115 and encodes 704 amino acids.
AUGUCACUGCCCACUGCAUACUCGUCGAGCACCUCGUCGCCCCGGGUUGGCUCUAUAUCGUCGGCGUCGAGCUCCAAUCUCGGCUCUCAGUCGUCCUUCACCACAGCCGCCUCGACCAACGGACCCAAGACCCCGGGACCGCUCUCCCCCGCGCUCGCGGCAUCUUCGAUGCCUCCGUCCCACGGCCAGGGCCCUUACGAACAUUACCCAGCAAUGAACAGUCAGGGAAGCGAGAUGUAUUACCCUCAGCACAUGUCCACCGGUCAGGCACCGCCGCCGCAGACUGUUACAUCUCCUUACACCCACCAGCACCCGCACCAGCAUCAACAUCCGCACCCGCACUCCCAGCCCCCCCUGUUGCAGCCCGGCCCUGGUCAGUAUCCUGCUCCCCAGUACGGGAGCCAGUACGGCUACACCAAUGGCCUGACGCCUCCUGCGGGACCGCCGGUUUCCAACCCGAUGAACGCACCACAGCCUGUCCUGCCGCUUCCGGGCGUCAGCCAACAGGGCAUGGGCGCGUCUUCGUACUCGGCUGGGUUCGACACCACUGGCCAGAUUCAACCUCCUGGCAUGAAGCCUCGCGUUACGGCGACGCUGUGGGAAGACGAGGGUUCGCUUUGUUUCCAAGUUGAAGCUAGGGGCAUCUGUGUCGCCCGUAGGGAAGAUAAUGCUAUGAUCAACGGGACGAAGCUACUCAACGUGGCGGGCAUGACACGCGGCCGACGCGACGGCAUUCUUAAGAGUGAGAAGGUUCGCCAUGUCGUCAAGAUCGGCCCCAUGCAUCUGAAGGGAGUGUGGAUCCCGUAUGACCGGGCGCUCGAUUUUGCAAACAAGGAGAAGAUCACGGAGCUCCUCUACCCCCUAUUCGUGCACAACAUUGGUAGCCUGCUCUGCCCACCGGGCACCGCCGUUGGGAGUCGCACCAACCAGGUGAUGGCAGCGGCUGCGCAGAGGAAACAAGAUAACAUGCGGCCUUCUCAGCCCGCCCCAGGGUUGCCGUCGCUGCAGCAGCACCACCACCCCUUGGCGCUGCCCGGCCCCCACUCCGGGAUUCCCCCCCAUCAUACCGUUGUUCGUCCGUCGUUGGAUCGCGCCCAUUCGUUCCCCACGCCGCCCGCCAGUGCUUCGACCGUGAUGGGGAGCAUGGGUGGCUCGGACAACUUCCAGUGGAAUCAACAGGGCAUGGGCAACGGCCAAGGACCUAACCAGAUCUCGAUCGACACCAGCCUAAGUCAUAGUGCCGCCCGCUCGCUACCUAACACACCGGCAGCCACCCCGCCCGGCUCCUCGAUCCAAAGCAUGCAGAACUACCCGCCGGCCACCCAGGCGUACGAGAACUCGCGCCAUCUGUACCAGGCGCCGUCCGCGCCGGCGUCUUCCACUUACCCACCCCCGAACCCGGCCCCUCAAGGAAGGCCCAUGUACCCGAUCAACAACUACGUCAAGAGCGAGAUGGGCCCCCCGUCAAAUCGCGCCGCUGGCCCGAACGGUGAGCACGUCGAGACGAAGCCGGCGAACGGCAUCAUGCAUGCCGGCCAAGCGGAGGCCGGAACGGGAGCCGAGGAGGAAGCAGACCACGAGCAUGACGGCGAGUAUACUCACGACAGCGGAACGUACGACCCGAGCCGAAGCUCCUACAACUACAACGCCCCCCCCGUCGCCUCAUUACAAAACGAGCACUCCCACCUACCGACUGACAUGUCAGGCUCCCCGCACCAAUCCGGGUCCGGGCGCGCCACGCCCAGGACGGCGCCCGCCCCGCAACCCUACUAUGCACCGCAGGGAUACAGCACGCCGCCGCGUGUAGGGCAGACGUCGAGCAACCUGUACAGCGUCAUCAGCAACGAGCGGGGAUCUACCAGCGGCUCGUCGACCAACGAUGUCUACGCCAGCCAGGGUGACCUAUCAGGCUCGAUACAAAACGGGUACCAGACCCAAGCACCAACCCUAAACGGAGUGACCUCGACGAAGAGGCGGCGGGACGAUGAUGAUGACCAGGGUGACUUGAAGCGCCGGAAGCCCGUGCACGACGGUUCCGGUUCGAUCCCGUCCCCUACGUACAAUACGCAGAUGGCACAGCCGGCGACGGCGAUCCCAUCGCAGAGGCGCAGGUGA